AUGAGCUCUGAGAAUUUUCCCAGGAGUCAGGACUGUUACAGCAGUGAUCUGAAAGGAGAACAUUGUUCAGCUGUUCAUGAACUUACUGUGAUAACUGAUUUGCUGGGUAGUCUUAUCUCUGACUUUGUGGACACCUUUAGACCAACUGCAAGGAUUAACUCCAUUUGUGGAAGAUGCAGCCUCCUGCCCGUGGUGAAUAACUCUGGGGCAAUUUGCAACUCUUGGAAGCUAGAUCCCUCAACACUUCGUUUUCCUUUAAAAGGUCUUCUGCCUUAUGAUAAGGACCUGUUUGAGCCACAGACUGUUUUACUACGUUAUGUUUUGGAACAGCCAUACUCCAGAGAAAUGGUCUGCAACAUGCUUGGUUUGAAUAAGCAGUACAAGCAGCGCUGUCCUGUAUUGGAAGACCAGCUGGUGGACUUGGUUGUUUAUGCCAUGGAGCGGUCAGAAACUGAGGAGAAGUUCGAUGAUGGGGGCACCAGCCAGCUGCUGUGGCAGCAUCUCUCUAGCCAACUUAUCUUCUUUGUACUGUUCCAGUUUGCCAGUUUCCCUCACAUGGUCUUGUCACUCCAUCAAAAGCUUGCAGGUCGAGGUCUUAUUAAAGGACGAGAUCACCUAAUGUGGGUGCUUCUGCAGUUCAUCUCUGGCAGUAUCCAGAAGAAUGCACUGGGGGACUUUCUUCCCGUCAUGAAGCUUUUUGAUCUACUGUAUCCAGAAAAAGAAUGUAUUCCUGUUCCAGAUAUUACAAAGCAACAGUCAACACAUGCCUUUGCUAUGACCUGCAUUUGGAUCCACCUCAACAGGAAAGCCCAGAAUGAUGACUCCAAACUGCAGAUUCCCAUCCCCCAUUCACUCAAGUUGCAUCAUGAGUUCCUUCAGCAAAGCCUCAUGAAUACAAAUCUCCAGCUGAAUGACUACAAGAUUGCACUGCUGUGUAAUGCGUAUUCCACCAACUCUGAGUGCUUCACGUUACCAAUGGGAGUAUUAGUUGAAACAAUUUAUGGGAAAGAAAAUCUGAGGAUUUCCUUACCUGGAACUAACUGUAUAGCAUCGGGCUCAGUUACUCCACUGCCUAUGAACUUGUUAGACUCUCUAACUGUCCAUGCAAAGAUGAGUCUUAUUCAUAGCAUAGCUACUCGGGUGAUCAAGCUGGCCCAUGCUAAGUUAAGUGAAGCAUUAGCUCCUGCCUUGGUGGAAACUUACAGUCGUUUGUUGGUUUAUAUGGAAAUAGAAUCCUUGGGCAUCAAAGGCUUUAUCAGCCAGCUUUUACCAACUGUGUUCAAAUGCCACGCAUGGGGUAUCCUGCAUACACUACUGGAAAUGUUUAGUUAUCGCAUGCACCAUAUACAGCCGCAUUACAGAGUACAGCUUUUGAGUCAUCUCCAUUCCUUGGCAGCUGUACCACAGACCAACCAGAACCAGCUUCAUCUUUGUGUGGAGAGCACAGCACUAAGGUUGAUCACGGCCUUGGGCAGCUCUGAAGUUCAACCUCAGUUUACCCGCUUUCUUAGUGAUCCCAAAUCAGUACUCUCUGCGGAAUCAGAAGAACUUAAUCGGGCUCUCAUUCUUACCUUAGCUAGAGCAACACAUGUCACAGAUUUUUUCACAGGCUCAGAAUCUAUACAGGGGACCUGGUGUAAGGACAUUUUGCAGACUAUUAUGAAUUUUACCCCACAUAACUGGGCCUCACAUACUCUAAGCUGUUUUCCAGCUCCACUGCAGGCAUUCUUUAAACAGAACAACGUUCCUCAGGAGAGUCGUUUUAAUCUGAAGAAGAAUGUGGAGGAGGAGUACAGGAAAUGGAAGUCCAUGACAAAUGAGAAUGACAUCAUAACUCACUUUUCCAUGCAAGGCUCCCCUCCUCUUUUUCUCUGCCUUCUUUGGAAGAUGCUUCUGGAGACUGAUCACAUAAACCAAAUAGGAUACAGGGUUUUGGAGAGAAUUGGUGCAAGAGCUUUGGUAGCACAUGUCAGGACGUUUGCAGAUUUCUUGGUGUACGAGUUCUCCACUUCUGCUGGAGGACAACAGCUGAACAAGUGCAUAGAGAUCCUCAAUGACAUGGUGUGGAAAUACAACAUUGUCACACUGGAUAGGCUGAUACUUUGCUUGAAAUAUCCUGAAAAGUUGUAUUUUGAAGGUCUUGCAGAGCAGGUUAACCCUCCUGUAGCAAUCCAGCCUCAAUACCUCCCAAUCUACUUUGGCAAUGUGUGCCUUCGUUUCCUACCUGUGUUUGAUAUUGUUAUCCACAGAUUUUUGGAAUUAUUGCCUGUGUCCAAAUCACUGGAAACCCUUCUGGAUCAUCUGGGAGGCCUGUACAAGUUCCAUGACCGUCCAAUAACAUACCUCUACAAUACUCUGCAUUACUAUGAAAUGCACUUGCGAGAUCGACCAGGUCUCAAAAGAAAGCUUGUUCAUGCCAUCAUUGGUUCCUUGAAGGAUAAUCGGCCGCAGGGAUGGUGCCUCAGCGAGAUUUACCUUAAAUGUGCCAUGACUCCCCGAGAAGAUAAUCCCUGGUUUCCCGAUGACAUGUAUUACUGCAAACUAAUUGGACGAUUAGUAGACACUAUGGCUGGAAAGUCACCUGGUCCCUUCCCAAAUUGUGAUUGGAGGUUUAAUGAGUUUCCAAACCCAGCUGCCCAUGCUCUUCAUGUGACCUGUGUAGAACUUAUGGCCUUGUCUGUUCCUGGGACAGAUAUUGGGAAUGCACUUCUCAAUGUUGUGCUCAAAAGCCAGCCUUUAGUUCCUCGAGAAAACAUUACAGCAUGGAUGAAUGCAAUUGGACUUGUGAUUACAGCAUUACCUGAGCCUUACUGGAUUGUACUUCAUGAGCGUAUUGUGAAUGUCAUCAGCAGCCCUGCGUUGACCUCUGAAAUGGAGUGGGUUGGCUACCCGUUCCAGCUUUUUGAUUUCACUGCUUGCCACCAAUCCUAUUCAGAGAUGUACUGUAGUUAUGUACUUGCUCUGGCACACGCAGUUUGGCACCACUCUAGCAUUGGGCAGCUCUCUCUUAUUCCCAAAUUCCUUUCAGAAGUAUUAAAGCCGUUGGUGAAGACAGAAUACCAGUUGUUGUAUGUAUAUCACUUAGUUGGCCCAUUUCUUCAGAGGUUUCAGCAGGAGAGAACAAGAUGCAUGCUGGAGGUAGGAAUAGCAUUUUAUGAAAUGCUACAGAAUGCAGACCAGUACAACAAUCAUUUGCUCUACGUGGAUCCUAUCUGUGAUUUCUUGUAUCACAUGAAGUACAUGUUUAUAGGAGACGGUAUAAAAGAACAGGUUGAAAAAAUAAUUUGCAAUUUGAGGCCUGCUUUGAAAUUGCGACUCCGUUUCAUAACCCACAGCAUUAAAAUGGAAGCCUCAGCAGUUCCUUCACAGCCUGUAUCCAGUGGGUCUCCAGCACCUCAAACCAGCCAGGUUCCUGUUACUGUGACUAUGCCUGUGACACAGUGAAGAGUAACACAAAACUCUGAAUAGGAAGAUCGGCACUCAGCACUUCAGUCACAAGUUAACAGUCUGGAUGUUUUAGUCCAGGGUGAUUGUACAGACUCCAACAUUCGACCAUGGUUUUCCUUUCAAUACAUUUUUGAAGACCGAAACUAAAGCACAAAAGUUGCCUUUUAUUUUGAAUUUUAGACUGCUUUCACUGGUUAUCAGUUUUCUUUGUAUUAAAUCUGAAGAACUAAAAUGGAUAUAUAUAUUUUUUGAAGUUGUGUUUGCCUUUUCAUUUGGCAGGCACAUUCAUUUAGUGUAUAUGUCAUUCUAUAAGUCGCACCAUAUUGGUAUAUGUUUUUAUCUUCUUUGAUAUUGAUUUCUGUUUUUUUAAGAAAGCAGAAAAAAAAAGAUUUAAAUAAUUUCUUCAUUUUUGGCAAGCAUACUGCAAGAAACACACAAUCCAUGUUAUGUAAAAGGUUUUGUAAAGUAUUCUAAAUAUCACUAAAUUCGAUCAUGAAGUUAAGAUUGUAGGUACAUUUUUGUAAAAUUCAGAAUUAUCAGCGUUAAGACGUUUUUUAUUAAAUGUAUAUGAUAUGCUAA
Messenger RNA from Protopterus annectens (West African lungfish), 4026 nucleotides. RefSeq names its product mediator complex subunit 23 (gene MED23). Gene Ontology annotation, cellular component: mediator complex; transcription regulator complex. The record is from RefSeq and is a predicted model, not a curated record. Bases 1 to 3444 code for a protein of 1147 amino acids. NCBI's taxonomy places the organism in Eukaryota, Metazoa, Chordata, Ceratodontiformes, Protopteridae. The transcript is spliced from 22 exons. Gene Ontology annotation, biological process: positive regulation of gene expression; regulation of transcription by RNA polymerase II.